GCAGCUUCUGAUUGUUUGUUUUUUUUUUCAAUCGUAUAGCAUCAGACUCUGCUUUUGGUUGCAUUCUGUUGUUGCCUAGCUUAAUGGGGUUGAGAUUACAUGGAGAUUCCGGUGUGCAUUUUUCGUGUUCAUCUGUCGCACGCGAUGCUGUCAUGCUGCGAAAUUCAAGUUAGUACGGCCGAAUUGCGGCUGUUUUUUUUCCUAUCUCUUAACGCCACAUUGGAAAUGGGCACUUGAGAUGAUUGUGUGGGAAGUGGGAUAUUGGAGGGGAGCAGGUAGCUGCUGAUGCAUGGUUGAAAUGAGAAACCAAGUGGAUUAUUCAUGUGAGAUGUGGAGUAGGUAGCCGGUGUGUUGCUACUUGCAUCAACCGGACUAAUUGAGCGUGGUGGGUAGAUACUUUGUUGGUUAAUGGAUGUCAACUUGCUAAGUUUCACCUACAUAUGUGGAUAAUUAAGAAAGGGAAGACACAUCUUGAAGAUGGAAAAUUUUGAAGUAAUUAGAGCAAUAGCAAACAAAAUGAUGACACAUUCCCAUUAUUUUCCUAAAAAAAAAACUGAAGCCGCUUUCGUGUCAGCAUAGUGUGCCCCAGUUGAACCGGCUUUGGAACUCUCAGAUGAUCUAACCAUAUGAAAGGCACCUUCUUAAUUGUUUUGAUGAAAGAUUGUAGACUUGGUUACUUAACAGAAUCAUCGUAGGUCUGCUUCUUCGACUUAAUGCUGAGUGAAUGAGAGUACAACAUGUAUAUGGCUGGUUUCCAAUCGUCGAACCAGAUCAUGGUCACACUAAACUCCGUCUUGCAAAAGAAGGUUAUUGGGCCAUAUCGAUCUGGAAAAUCUUUUCUUCUCAAUCAGCUUCUCUCCCUAACAUGCAAUAAAGGUUUUGGAGUUGGACAUAUGCGAGAUACCAAAACAAAAGGUAUAUGGGUCUGGGGUACUCCCAUUGAGUUAGAUGUGAAUGGCUCCAAAGUUUCUGUCCUUUACCUGGACACUGAGGGAUUUGAGAGCAUCGGAAAAUCAAAUGUAUAUGAUGAUAGGAUAUUUGCUCUGGCCACUGUUUUAAGUUCUAUCCUUAUCUACAAUCUUCCAGAGACGAUUCGUGAAGCUGAUAUAUCUAGACUCUCAUUUGCUGUUGAAAUUGCUGAAGAAUUCUAUGGAAGAGUGAAGGGGCAAGAUGUUGCUUUUGAGCCAGCAAAACUACUGUGGCUUAUCCAGAGGGAUUUCCUCCAAGGAAAAUCUGUCCAGCAAAUGGUUGAUGAAGCUCUCCAACGGGUGCCUAACAACAAUGGAGACAAAUAUAUUGAUGAGGUCAACCGAAUCAGAGACUCUUUGGCAUUUAUGGGCGAUAACAGCACUGCUUUUAGCUUACCCCAGCCUCAUCUUCAAAGAACAAAGCUAUGUGACAUGGACGAUCAAGAACUGGACCCAUUAUAUAUAGAAAGGAGAGAUGAGUUGAAGCAAAUUGUUACUUCCAUGAUAAAACCAAAACUUUUGCAGGGUAGAACUCUAAAUGGAAAGGAGUUUGUAUCUUUCCUAAGGCAGAUACUUGAGGCGUUGAAUAAAGGUGAAAUUCCAUCAACAGGAUCACUUGUAGAAGUAUUCAAUAAGGCAAUUCUUGAGCGCUGCUUAAAGUUGUAUAAUGAAAGAAUGGAAAGAGUGGGUCUACCAGUAUCAGUGGAUAAACUUCAGCUGAUUCACAAUUUGGCAGAAGAUGAAGCUAGAAAGCUCUUUGACAAGCAGCAUUUUGGUAAACAUCAUACUACCCGAUCCAUCCUCAAGCUUGAUGAAGAGAUGAGAAAGGUCUUCGGAAACUUUGGUUUUGCCAAUGAGUACCAGUCAUCGAAGCUGUGCAAAGCAAAGUUUUCAGAGUGUGAAGAUAAAAUGGAACACCUUCAAUCCUUGAAGCUUCCUUCGAUGGCAAAAUUUAAUGCUGGAUUUCUUCGCUGUAACCAGAGUUUUGAAAUGGAGUGUGUGGGGCCUGCCAAGGAAAGCUAUGAACGUAGGAUGUCAAAGAUGCUCGCAAGGUCUCGUGCUCUUUUCAUCAAGGAGUACAACAACAAACUAUUCAAUUGGCUGGUGACGUUCUCCUUGGUCAUGAUUGUGAUUGCGCGCUUUGUGAUCAAGUUCUUUUUACUCGAAGUUGCUGCAUGGGUGAUAUUCAUCUUCUUAGAGACAUACACGAGAUUAUUCUGGUCGUCAGAAUUGUUGUACUACAAUCCCAUCUGGCACAUGAUCGUCUCUUCAUGGGAAACCAUUGUGUAUAACCCAGUUCUUGAUAUUGACAGAUGGGUGAUCCCAAUUGUUGUUGUGCUAUCAUUUUUAGCUGUUUACUGGCGUUGCCUCGGUGUCAGGAAACGAAUAGGAAGAUCAUUGCUUCCUUUGUACAGAGGUUCUUACGGAAGCUCCAGUCGCCCAAGAACAGAUUAAUCCAGGUCUAGAAAUGGUGAUGAAUGAUGCAAAUCGCUGGGAAAAUCCAUGAAAAUAUCCUUUUGCCGUGUGAUGGAUAGUGGACGGCAAAAGGAUGUUGGCUCUAUGCACACGCUGCAAGAAGCUUCUCUUGCAAUCCAAGAAGGGAAUAUUUAGGCUCAGCUCACGGCUCUUAGUCUUACUGACCCACCAAGCAAAGCAAACGCUAACGUAUGAAUGAUAAUCAAUCUUUGUUCUAUAUCGAAAUGCUUAUAGUAACAAAGAAAUAUAACCAUACUUUAUUUCAAUGUAAAGAUCAUUCUUUGUAUAUUAUGGCACACUAGAUAAUAACAAAGAAGAUCUGGUAGUGUACAGGCCAGAGCAGCUGAAAUUUCAUGAA
Oryza sativa Japonica Group (Japanese rice) is the source of this 2802-nucleotide messenger RNA. NCBI's taxonomy places the organism in Eukaryota, Viridiplantae, Streptophyta, Magnoliopsida, Poales, Poaceae. The record is from RefSeq and is a predicted model, not a curated record.